UUGGAGGCUCAGCUUGAUGUGGAUUUCGCAGAAGUUUAUGCCAAUUCCACCCUUUAUGAGAGAAAUCAACAACUUAUCAAAGAAUUAAGCACGCCGGCACAAGAUUCGCAAGACCUUCACUUUCCUACGGAAUAUUCUCAAGAUUUUAUUACUCAAUGCAAAGCGUGUUUCUGGAAACAACAUUGGUCAUACUGGAGGAACCCGAAAUAUAAUGCAAUCCGGUUAUUUACAACUACAGUCAUUGGUGUUUUAUUUGGGGUUAUCUUUUGGAACAAAGGAGACAAAGUGUCUAAACAACAAGACUUGCAGAAUCUGCUUGGAGCUAUGUACGCUGCUACUCUUUUUCUUGGAGCGGGUAAUGCAUCUUCUGUUCAGUCUAUUGUGGCAGUUGAGAAGACUGUUUUCUAUCGUGAAAGAGCUGCGGGAAUGUACUCAGCAUUGCCUUACGCAUUUGCACAGGUGGCCAUCGAAGUGAUCUACGUAUUUGUUCAAACCUUAAUUUACUCUCUUAUCCUUUUCUCUAUGAUUGGAUUUCCUUGGAGCGCUGCCAAGUUCCUUUACUUCUUCUACUUCAUGUUCAUGUGCUUUACCUACUUCACAAUGUACGGAAUGAUGACAGUGGCAAUGACUCCAGCGCCUGAAAUUGCUGCCAUCGCUAUGUCCUUCUUUUUAGGUUUAUGGAAUUUGUUUUCUGGAUUCCUCAUUCCUAGGCCGCAAAUCCCAAUAUGGUGGCGAUGGUACUACUGGGCUUCACCUGUUGCUUGGACUCUCUAUGGUCAAGUGAUAUCUCAGGUCGGCGACAGGACAAACGAGUUGCAGAUUCCAGGGUUGCCAAUCAAUCCAACAGUGCAGAAGUACUUGCAAGAAAGUUACGGCUGGGAAUAUGGCUUCCUUAAAUGGGUUGUCUUAGCCCAUAUCGGGUUUGUCCUUGCUUUCUUCUUUGUCUUUGCUUAUGGAAUCAAGUACCUCAAUUUCCAAAGAAGAUGAUGAAUGGACUUAAAGCUCGAACAUCUCUUUAGUACGUCUCGUUAAUAUUUCGUAAAGUUGAUCGAUUUUGUAUUUAAAUUGGAAUGUAUACGAGUUUAUCUCAAGUUAGAAGAGAAGAAAUUGCAUAUAUCUGUAGUUUGAUUGUAAUCUGUAUUGCUAGCGAAAGAGGAACGUGUAGAUUAUUACGAAUAAAAAACUGCCACUGCUGUGUUUAUAAACAAAA
Messenger RNA from Papaver somniferum (opium poppy), 1210 nucleotides. RefSeq names its product pleiotropic drug resistance protein 2-like. The transcript is spliced from 5 exons. Gene Ontology annotation, molecular function: ABC-type transporter activity. Lineage: Eukaryota; Viridiplantae; Streptophyta; Magnoliopsida; Ranunculales; Papaveraceae. The record is from RefSeq and is a predicted model, not a curated record. Gene Ontology annotation, cellular component: membrane. The annotation marks the transcript as partial.